Misgurnus anguillicaudatus (oriental weatherfish) is the source of this 1120-nucleotide messenger RNA. It is a transcript of the gene golt1bb, whose product is annotated as golgi transport 1Bb. The record is from RefSeq and is a predicted model, not a curated record. Gene Ontology annotation, biological process: endoplasmic reticulum to Golgi vesicle-mediated transport; retrograde transport, endosome to Golgi. NCBI's taxonomy places the organism in Eukaryota, Metazoa, Chordata, Actinopteri, Cypriniformes, Cobitidae. Gene Ontology annotation, cellular component: membrane; endoplasmic reticulum.
AAAAAGGGCUACGUAAUCUCAGACGUUUAAAGCGUAUCUACGUGUUUCCGGUGUCGUGGCGAUCACACACAGUUUUACACAUCACACAGAAAAUCAACCGAAAAACAGCAAAAACAUGAUUUCAGUAACGGAUUCACAGAAGAUUGGGAUGGGGUUGACGGGUUUCGGUGUAUUUUUCCUCUUCUUUGGAAUGAUCCUGUUCUUUGAUAAAGCACUCUUGGCAAUAGGAAAUAUCUUGUUUGUUGUAGGUCUAUCCUUUGUUAUUGGACUGGAACGAACAUUUCGAUUCUUCUUUCAACGGCAUAAAGCUAAAGCCACUGGUUUCUUUCUGGGAGGAGUUGUUGUGGUGCUUAUCGGCUGGCCAAUCACAGGUGUUAUUCUUGAGGUCUAUGGAUUUUUCCUGCUUUUCAGAGGUUUUUUCCCAGUCGCUGUUGGCUUCAUCAGACGAGUGCCUAUACUUGGAUCCUUACUGAAUCUUCCUGGUAUUAAAGGAGUAGUGGAUAGAGUUGGCGAGAGUAACUCAAUGGUAUAACAGUUACCAGUUUAUUUUCUUUCGUUUUUAUUUUUCUGUGAGUGUCUCGUAUUUAUAUUUGUAAAAAAUGGCUUGCAGGCCAACACUAUUUGAAUGACAGACAUGAGGUUUUUUAUACCUGUGGAGAAAUGUUUUUGAGACUCAAAAUCAACCAAACCAAGUUAAGAUGAUGAUGUUGCUCCAUCAUGCGUCUCUUCAGGAGAUACCAGGGACCAGUGCGCAUAUGAGAAACAUCCCAAUAAACAAAUCAUUGACUGCUGGGAGUUUGUUACACCAGUACAAUGUUACUGAGAGAAACCAUUGAUUUCUGAAUCAAGGUGUUACUUUUUAUUGCGCUUUUAUGUGCCAACUGUUUUGUUUUGUUUUUAAUUGUCAAUAUUUGGAGUUUAAUUCUGAGUUUUUUCAGCUGAGCUCCACGUGCUGGAGUGGACUUUUCUUCAUCUCUUCUUGAUCGCGAGGAACUUGCGUGAAAGAUGCUGUUCUCGUGAAUGACUGACUUGUUUAAGUAUUUGUAAAUACUUGAAACGCGAGACUAAUGUACAUUUUUACAGACAAAGAUCCUGUUUAAUAAAUGAAUUAUAUUCUUGA